UUCCGAGAUGCGGAUGUUCGGCGACAAAGAGCUCCGUGGAAACAUCAACAUUUUAUGGUGUGGAAGAAUUAAAAAACUGCCAUACUACAAACUCAGAAUUACAUACUUUAUCGGUUGGUAAUUUAAGUGCGUAUUAGAAGUAUCCAAAUUGUGUUUCAGGCCAAUAAAUGGGAAAAUUCCCAUCAUCGUAAACGUGGCAAAAAGAAACGUUUUCAAACAAGCAGGACAGCACUCCAGGUGAAACAUCUGAAAUCUGGAGGUUUUAGAGAGCAAACAUGGAGUUUAUUAAAGAGGAGAUUGAAGACAUGAGUUAUACAGAACCAUGCAGAGUGAAAAAUACAGAGGAACAAAGAGACAUGAUAAAAGUCAAAGAGGAAAAUCAAGAACUGAGUGAAGAGGAGGAGGAAUACCAGUAUCAGGAUCCUCGUAAUUUCACAACUGGAGAAGAAUCUUUUAGUUUCACAGAAAAUGUAAAGAGUUUUUCAAAAGAUACAGCUCAGAGACCAGGAGCCAACAAUUCUUUCAUCUGCCCUGAAUGUGGAAAGAGUUUUGCACAUAAAGGGCAUUUUAAUGAGCACCUAAAAAUCCACACUGGAGUGAAGCCUUACAUCUGCCCUCAUUGUGAGAAAGCUUUCACAUGUAAAGGACACCUUAAAAGGCACAUUAGAAUUCACACUGGAGAAAGGCCUUAUACAUGCUCUGAGUGUGGAAAGAGUUUCAGAUGCCCAGCAAAUCUCAAAGAUCACCAGCGCUCUCACUCUGGAGUGAGAGCAUUUGAAUGUGAGCAGUGUGGUAAAAGUUAUAUUUCGGCAUCAACCUUAAAUGCUCACAUGAAAACUCAUUCAAAUGAGAAGACUUAUGUGUGUGCUGUGUGUGGAAAGGGUUUUUUCCGCUUGGCUUGUUUACAUGCACAUCGCAAAGUACAUACCAGUGAGAGAUCUCAUAUAUGCUUUGAGUGUGGGGAUACUUUCAUUAGAUCCAGUGCCUUGAAACAGCAUCAAAAAAUUCAUACUGGAGAGAAACCUCACAAGUGUUCAUACUGUGAAAAGGGUUUCACUCAUUCAGGAGCCUUGAGAAGACAUGAGAGAGUGCACACUGGAGAGAGGCCAUAUCAUUGCACUGCAUGUGGCAGGAGUUUCACCCAAUCAAGUGAUCUGCAGAAUCAUAUAAAAAAGCCUUGCCCAAUGUUGUCACAAACUGCACAAAGUUCAUCUACAGUUGCAAUGUAAAUAGUGUGAAAUUCACAAGAUGGUGUAUUUCUUGUGAAAGUUGUUGAAAAUGUCCUGGUCAUAUAAUCUUAUUUCGGCUGCUCCCAUUAGGGGUCGCCACAGCGGACCAUCCGUGAAACGCAUAUUUGACUUGGCACAGGUUUUAUGCCGGAUGCCCUUCCUGACACAACCCCCAGUGGCUGGGGGACUCACACUAUGGCGGACCGGCCAUAGGGAGAACCAGGACUUUUCCUGGUGGGCCAGCCACGAAACGGGGCCAAACAGGGGGUGAUAAGCUGAAACGGGCUGCCACAUUAUGCCGAACGUGCCGUGACUGGCUGAAGAGGGCCGCACUCGGGCCGGUUUCUCUUCCCAGUCCGCCCCUGCUACGGGGCAUUAAGAUUUUUUUGCAUUGUUACAUUAAUUUCAGGAAAAAAUUUUACCCCCCCAAUUAUCGUAACUGUAACGCGUCCAGAUUAGUGGUGGUGAUUUUGAUUAGUUUUAGUGACUCGAUUCUUGUGAUUAUGUUCACCAAAAAGAUUUGUUCAGAUGCGUUCACUGACCAGAUCUUCAAGUUACGCCUUUACGUCUGCAGAUGGCGACAUGACCGUCUUUUAAGUAAUUGCAUUGAACAGAAAGCAAGUCAACAUGACCGUCUUUUAAGUAAUUGCAUUGAACAGAAAGCAAGUCAACAAGUGUAAUGAUCCUUUAUUAAAAUUAUACCAAGAGACUUUUCCCCACAAAUGACAACAAAGCAUAUCUAUCAUACUAUGAACUGCUGAGCACAAUUUUUUAAAUUAAGCUAUACAAAAAUAAGACAACAAUACUAGCCUAAAAAUAAUUAUGAGUUUCAAUAACGUCUGUAUGUCAUUGUAAUGUGUGGUCAUCACUCAAUUUUAUUCAUAAUUCAUCUGACAGUGUGCUUAGUUUGCCUAUUGGGAGGACCGGCACUGAACUGACUAUUUCAGUGAAGGGGUGUAUUCGUUCAGUGGGUUCAACCAAUGAUAUGCUCCAUCACAGCCCGCUCUCGAAUGCUAUUGGCUCACGUUAAAAUCAGUCUUUAAUAGCAACACAAAGGAGGACAAAUGGAAUUUGCAUGUCUACAAAAGUACGAAGACACUUUUAAAAAAAUAGUUUAAACAGCAUAAACGUUUCACCACAAAUGUCAGGCCUUAAUUUAACUAUAUUUUGUCAAAUGCUUGGCUUAAUUAUUACCAGUACAAAGAAAAAGUUAAAGAAAUACCAAACAUCAUACACUGUGCAUCAAAGCACAACAUUUCCAUCUUUAGUUCCUGCUAUUUUAACUGUAUGGUCUUCAGUCAUUUUUACACAUUCAUAAAUUGGGGAUCAUGUUUUGUGUAUACUUAUAAACUUUUUAACUUUAAGUGCAUUUCACCCGUCUCGCCUUGCUGAAUGUGAUUGACUCACAUGCUGAACUGAAUGAACGACAUGCCUCUAUCUCGUUCAUUCAUUCAACAGAUCUUCAUUCACGAGUCAUUCGCGAACAAGUUUACCAUUCAAUUCGUUCACAAAUGACGUUUCAUGUCGUUCAGACUCAAAUGAUUGACUAGUUCAGUGAAGGGGCGUCAGUGGGUCAAACCAAUGAUAUUCUCCUUAACAGUGAGCACUCAAAUGCUAUUGGCUUGUGCUGUGGUCAGUUUUUACAGGUAUAAAAAGCAGUAGAGCUCAUUGGCUUCGAAAGAGAGAGAUGUCAGUGAAUGAAAAAUAUGAGUCAGUGUAUGGAGGUGAACGAGGACGAUUCGUUCACUUAAAAGAUUAGUUCAAAAAGACCGAUUCAUUCACGAACGAAACAUCACUUGUCCAGAUGUUUUAUAUUUAAUAUUUCCAUUGUUUUCAGUGAUGAUUAUUAUUACCACAACACAGACAUCUUUUUUUUUUUUUUUUUACUGGAGGGUACAAGGGGUUAUAGGCUCCGUGGGGUAAAAGGCUCCUUUGAUUUUAUUUUCUCCCAAAACACUAAAUAGCAUCAAAAACUACCACAGGACUUUCCUAAACACCUGUUUGUCACUUUACACUGAUUCAUGUUCAUGAAAUUAUUGCGUGUAGUGUCUAAAGGUUGAUUUUGCAGCAAUUUGAUCUAAUAUUUAAUAUUUUUAAAAUUUAUGUAGCUUAUGAAAUUAUCACAUGUAUUUUGAGAAAAAAUACUUAUUUGUCAUUUUCAAUUUUGAUCAAGGUGAUUUUAUAUAUAUAUAUAUACAUAUAUAUAUAUACACAGGUGCUGGUCAUAUAAUUAGAAUAUCAUCAAAAAGUGGAUUUAUUUCACUAAUUCCAUUCAAAAAGUGAAACUUGUAUAUAAUAUUCAUUCAUUACACACAGACUGAUAUAUUUCAAAUGUUUAUUUCUUUUAAUUUUGAUGAUUAUAACUGACAACUAAGGAAAAUCCCAAAUUCAGUAUCUCAGAAAAUUAGAAUAUUACUGAAGACCAAUACAAAGAAAGGAUUUUUAGAAAUCUUGGCCAACUGAAAAGUGUGAACAUGAAAAGUAUGAGCAUGUACAGCACUCAAUACUUAGUUGGGGCUCCUUUUGCCUGAAUUACUGCAGCAAUGCGGCGUGGCAUGGAGUCGAUCAGUCUGUGGCACUGCUCAGGUGUUAUGAGAGCCCAGGUUGCUCUGAUAGUGGCCUUCAGCUCUUCUGCAUUGUUGGGUCUGGCAUAUCGCAUCUUCCUCUUCACAAUACCCCAUAGAUUUUCUAUGGGGUUAAGGUCAGGUGAGUUUGCUGGCCAAUUAAGAACAGGGAUACCAUGGUCCUUAAACCAGAUACUGGUUGCUUUGGCACUGUGUGCAGGUGUCAAGUCCUAUUGGAAAAUGAAAUCUGCAUCUCCAUAAAGUUGGUCAGCAGCAGGAAGCAUGAAGUGCUCUAAAACUUCAUGGUAUACGGCUGCGUUGACCUUGGACCUCAGAAAACACAGUGGACCAACACCAGCAGAUGACAUGGCACCCCAAACCAUCACUGACUGUGGAAACUUUACACUGGACCUCAAGCAACGUGGAUUGUGUGCCUCUCCUCUCUUCCUCCAGACUCUGGGACCCUGAUUUCCAAAGGAAAUGCAAAAUUUACUUUCAUCAGAGAACAUAACUUUGGACCACUCAGCAGCAGUCCAGUCCUUUUUGUCUUUAGCCCAGGCGAGACGCUUCAGACACUGUCUGUUGUUCAAGAGUGGCUUGACACAAGGAAUGCGACAGCUGAAACCCAUGUCUUGCAUACGUCUGUGCGUAGUGGUUCUCCCCCACAUUUUUGAAUGGGUUUUGUUUCACAAUCCUCUCCAGGGUGCGGUUAUCCCUAUUGCUUGUACACUUUUUUCUACCACAUCUUUUCCUUCCCUUCGCCUCUCUAUUAAUGUGCUUGGACACAGAGCUCUGUGAACAGCCAGCCUCUUUUGCAAUGACCUUUUGUGUCUUGCCCUCCUUGUGCAACGUGUCAAUGGUCGUCUUUUGGACAACUGUCAAGUCAGCAGUCUUCCCCAUGAUUGUGUAGCGUACAGAACUAGACUGAGAGACCAUUUAAAGGCCUUUGCAGGUGUUUUGAGUUAAUUAGCUGAUUAGAGUGUGGCACCAGGUGUCUUCAAUAUUGAACCUUUUCACAAUAUUCUAAUUUUCUGAGAUACUGAAUUUGGGAUUUUCCUUAGUUGUCACUUAUAAUCAUCAAAAUUAAAAGAAAUAAACAUUUGAAAUAUAUCAGUCUGUGUGUAAUGAAUGAAUAUAAUAUACAAGUUUCACUUUUUGAAUGGAAUUAGUGAAAUAAAUCCACUUUUUGAUGAUAUUCUAAUUAUAUGACCAGCACCUGUAUAUAUACAUACAUAUAUAUACAUAUAUAUAUAUACACACACACAAAAGCUAUAUGUGUCCAAUAUGUGAAAGAAUAAUAUUUGGGGUAAAAAGCCCCACUGUUGGCCCCUAUAAAACAAAGUGGGGCGAAUAGAUUUAUGAAAAAUUUUCAAAGUGGACUCACAUUGACUCAUCAUAAUAGAGAUUAAUUUGUUUAUAGGAUACUUGAUAUGUUAUGAAAUGCCAAAUGUGAUUAAAAUUAUCUAGAAAUCAUUCACCCUUUUCUGAAGUGGUUAUUUUGAAUAAACAUGAUCUUAAUUUGUUACUCAAAAAAGCAUCUUGCUGUCUCAAAAGUAUUUGCAUAAGUUGACAAAUUGUGCCUAUAACUACUGCCCUACACAACAUCAAUGUAACCUAAGAAAUUUUUUUUAAAUCAAAAUCAGUGAAAAUGCAAGGCAGUAUCAAGGAAGUGCUUCUAUGAUGUGUAAACACUUUACACUUUUUUUAAAAAAAUGUCAUGUUGCAGAAAUGAGAAUAUAAUAAUGACCAACUUUCUUUGCAUUGCAGUAAUGAUAAUUACAGUGUUAAAUCUAUUGAAAUAUGACAUCAUAUAUCAGUUUCUGUGAGGAUAUGUGCAUCCCUACUAGGACAUUUUUAUCAUUCAAUAAUGAUAAACCAUGGUUUAAAGGAAAACUCAGAUAGCUUCGUCAUGCCAAAGAGGAUGCUUAUAGAAGUGGGGAUAAAACAUUGUACAACCAGGCCAGGAACACACUUACUGAGGAUAUCAGAGUGGAUAAAAUAAGCUACUCUGAAAAUCUGGAAAAACUGUUUUCAGCAAACGAUCCUGCAUCUGUGUGGAAAGGCCUAAAAAGCAUCACCAAGUACAAGACACCCCCCCCCCUCGCACUGUAGAGAGUCAACUAAUGGCUGAUGUUUGAAAAGCCCAGUCUCACAGCCCUCCCCCACUUCACACACACCAAUGCCUCCUGGAACCCCCCUCCUGCUACUCAAUCUGCACUUAUGAUCUGUGAGGAGGAUGUGUGCUGGGUCUUUCGGAAACAAAAGACUAGAAAAGCUUCAGGCCCAGAAGGCCAACUGAUCCCCAUCUUCACACCGAUCUUCAAUAGAUCACUGGAGCAGUGUGAAGUUUCCUAAUGCUUCAAAUGUUGCACCAUCAUUCCGGUCCCCAAAAAAACCAAAAUCACAUGACUUAAUGACUACAGACCUGUCACACUCACAUCUGUGGUCAUGAAGUCAUUUGAUAGACUGGUUUUGGCCUACCUGAAGGACAUCACUGGACCCCUGCUGGACCCUCUUCAGUUUGCUUACCGAGCAUACAGGUCUGUGGAUGAUGCUGUCAAUAUUGGACUGCAUUAUAUCCUGCAACACCUCGACAGACCUGGGACUUAUGCAAGGAUCCUAUUUGUGGAUUUCAGGACAGCCUUCAAUACCAUCAUGCCUGAUCUUCUCUCAACCAAACUGACCCAGCUCUCCAUGACCAUCCCAAUCUGUCAAUGGAUAAUUAGCUUUCUGACACUGUUAGCACUGGUGCUCCUCAGGGAUGUGUUCUCUGUCCACUGCUUUUCUCCUUGUACACGAAUGACUGCAAAAGACCCCGCUGUCAAAAUCCUGAAGUUUGCAGAUGACACCAUGGUCAUCCGCAAUGGUGACGAGUCUGCAUUCAGAUGGGAGUUUGAUCAGCUGGCUGUCUGGUGCGGUCUCCCCCCAACAUUCUGGAAAGCACUUUGGCAGCAGAGUCAUUCAGGUUCCUGGGCUCUACCAUCUCUCAGGACCUGAAGUGGGACACCCUCAUAGGUUCCAUUGUGAAGAAGGCUCAAUAGAGGUUGUACUUCCUUUGUCAGCUGAGGGAGUACAACCUGCCACAGGAGUUGCUGACACAGUUCUACUCGGCCGUCAUUGAGUCUGUCCUGUGUACAUCUAUAACUGUCUGGUUUGGUUCAGCCACCAAAUCAGACAAAAGGAAACUGUUGCCCUCUGGCCAGCGCUACAGAGCACUGAGUGCCAGGACAUCCAGGCACAAGAACAGUUUUUACCCUCAGGUCAUUUUCCUCAUGAACAAUUAAACUGCCUCAGGACUCCCCCAUAGUGCAAUAAUGUAAAUACUUAUAUCAUGUACAUAUGUAAAUUCACAUACAGUGCAUCCGGAAA
Myxocyprinus asiaticus (Chinese sucker) is the source of this 7162-nucleotide messenger RNA. Its product is annotated as gastrula zinc finger protein XlCGF7.1-like. Gene Ontology annotation, molecular function: RNA polymerase II cis-regulatory region sequence-specific DNA binding; DNA-binding transcription factor activity. The coding region runs from base 276 to 1229 and encodes 317 amino acids. Gene Ontology annotation, biological process: regulation of transcription by RNA polymerase II. The transcript has 2 exons. The record is from RefSeq and is a predicted model, not a curated record. Lineage: Eukaryota; Metazoa; Chordata; Actinopteri; Cypriniformes; Catostomidae.